AUGAAUCGUCUACCAAAUGAAAUCCUCCUGUUAAUUGCAGAGCAUACCGUGAAGGGAACUUGCUGGCGGGAGAGAUGUCGUACUUUGCAUGCCCUCAUACUGUGCUGUCAGCGAUUUUAUAAGCUAUUCCAAUCUCUCCUCUAUUAUGAUCUGAACCUGUGGAAUUUCUCGACUAGUGAAGUCCGACUGGUCAUACACCUAUGGAAGCAUCCCGAAUUGGCGAGUCGAGUGCGCAAAUUAGAGCUUUGCUGGCCUUCGGAUGAUGAAAACUGUCUGGAGGUGGAUGAUUACGAAGACGACGAGCAAUCCAGAGUGAAAUUCAUCGAGCAAGCACUACAGGAAAUAUUCACGCCUGAAGAGAAGGAGACAGAGUCCAAGUGGAAAGAUUGGCUACACGACUUUCGGGAGUGGGCUUGGAUUGGCGUGUUACUCGUCCGCUUGACUCAUCUUGAAAACAUCCAGUUUAAUCAAGGACAACACUCUAAAAUAAUAGUCGAUGUUCCACUUAAGGCAGCAAAACGACAUAAACCUUUCCAUGAUUCUCCUCCAUUCCCGUUUCUACGAAACGUUUGCAUCUUGUCUAAUUCAGGGGUCGACAAGAAAAUCAUCACUCCAUUCUUCUACUUCCCGAACGUCCGCUCAAUUCGUGGCGGCUCAAUCUGGGCCAAUACGGAAAGUGCAAAUAUUUUGGAUCCUUGCGAUAUGAUCCCCUCGUCCUACUCCGUCCGGGAAAUUGCAGUCUAUGGGGUCUAUCAUUGCCGUGGGAUGCUCGACUGGCUUGCAGCAUGUAAAAAACUCGAGCACAUUUCCAUCGAAGCUGCAUCUCAUCCUAACGAUGAUGAAAUCAUAUAUCCCCUUGAUUCUCUGGCAUUUCACCAUGCUAUUCUGCCCUUCAGAAAAACACGCAGGACUCUAGAAGUGACAUUCAGCAUUUUAUACAAUAACAGUCUUGUAGAAAACAAUGGAUGGGGCCUGAAAGAGGAUAAUAUACCUUUCCCGUCCUUGCAAGAUUUCUCUGUCCUCGAGAAUUUAAUCAUACGACAUGCUCAUCUCAUGAUCUUCCCGGACAUUAUGACUCUUCAACCCAGCAAUAUUCAGCUAAUUGAUAAGCUUCCGACCUCUCUAAAGAGACUCAGCAUUCGUGAUAUCGUGGAUGGGUUCUACUUUGAUUUGGAAUCAGAACUUCUGAGCAUGGUGAGGAACCGGCAUGCACUUCCCCACCUUGUUGCGCUGGAACUCGGGGAGAGCAAGAUUCUCGAUGAAUGUUCUAUUUUUGAGGAACCGUGUGAUAAGCUGGUAGUUGAAUGCAGAGCGGCAGGGAUUUGUUUGAGCUUGGUGCCUUAUGAAGAUACAUGGCCCCUGGCAGAACCGCUAUUAUUGUUCUAUGAAAGUUUAGCUUGAUAUAGCAGCGAUGAUGUUCCAAGACUGCAGUCGAUUGUGACGCGUUGAUCUUUAACACACGGGUUAGCUUGAAAAUUGUCCAGGAAAUGGUUUGAGAAUCACAUCGGUCAAUCUGAUAUAUGGAUCCUGG
Aspergillus sclerotioniger CBS 115572 is the source of this 1531-nucleotide messenger RNA. RefSeq lists its product as uncharacterized. The record is from RefSeq and is a predicted model, not a curated record. Lineage: Eukaryota; Fungi; Ascomycota; Eurotiomycetes; Eurotiales; Aspergillaceae. The coding region runs from base 1 to 1401 and encodes 466 amino acids. The transcript has a single exon.